Molecule: messenger RNA, 1920 nt
Organism: Musa acuminata subsp. malaccensis (wild Malaysian banana)
Lineage: Eukaryota; Viridiplantae; Streptophyta; Magnoliopsida; Zingiberales; Musaceae
Product: L-ascorbate oxidase homolog
Molecular function (GO): oxidoreductase activity; copper ion binding
Source: RefSeq, a predicted model, not a curated record
GAGAGAGAGAGGGGUCUGGAGAUCGCCCGAUAAGCUGCAGAGUAGGGAGAAGAAGAUGUCGCGCAUGGCGCUGUUGGCGUUGCUCUCGACCCUUCUCGCCCUGUCGGCGGUGCGCGCCGAGGACCCCUACCUCUUCUUUACGUGGAACGUCACCUACGGCACCAUCGCCCCUCUCGGCGUCGCUCAGCAGGCCAUCCUCAUAAAUGGGCAGUUCCCCGGACCCAACAUCAACUCCACCACCAACAACAACAUCGUCCUCAACGUCUUCAACAAUCUCGAUGAGCCCUUCCUGUUUACAUGGAACGGAAUCCAGCAGAGGAAGAACUCAUGGCAGGAUGGCAUGCCGGGAACCAACUGCCCCAUCCCUCCCGGCACGAACUACACCUAUCAUUUCCAGGUUAAGGACCAGAUCGGGAGCUUCUUCUACUUCCCCUCCCUCGGCAUGCACAGGGCCGCCGGGGGCUUCGGCGGCCUCCGUAUCAACAGCCGCCUCCUCAUCCCCGUGCCAUUUGACGACCCUGCUGACGAUUACACCGUCCUCAUCGGUGACUGGUACACCAAGAGCCACAAGGUCCUCGCCGGGAUUCUCGACGCCGGCCGCAGCAUCGGCAACCCCGCCGGCGUCCUCAUGAACGGGCUCUCCGGUAAGGACGCCACCGGCAAGGACGACCCGCCGCUCUUCACCAUGGAAGCCGGGAAGACGUACCGCUACCGGAUCUGCAACGUCGGCUUGAAGUUGUCGCUCAACUUCCGGAUUCAGGGCCACCUGAUGAAGCUGGUGGAGAUGGACGGGUCGCACACCGUGCAGAACGACUACGAGUCCCUCGACGUCCACGUCGGGCAAUGUCUCUCCGUGCUCGUCACGGCCAACCAGGAGCCCAAGGACUACUACAUGGUCGCCUCCACACGAUUCACCAAGUACAUGCGGACCGCGACCGGCGUCGUCCGUUACGCCGGCUCCAAAGUUCCACCAUCGCCCGAGCUGCCGGCGGGGCCCGUCGGCUGGGCCUGGUCGCUCAACCAGUGGAGGUCGCUCCGGUGGAACCUCACCGCCAGCGCCGCCCGGCCCAACCCCCAGGGCUCCUACCACUACGGCAGCAUCAACAUCACCCGGACCAUCAAGCUCGCCAGUUCCGUCGGUCUCGUCAACGGCAAGCGCCGCUUCGGGCUCAAUGGCGUGUCGCAUGUGGACUCCCCCACCCCGCUCAAGCUCGCCGAGUACUACGGCAUCUCCGACAAGGUGUUCAAGUACGACAGCAUCGGUGACGAGCCACCGGCGUCCGGCGCCAGCAUCACGGUCGCUCCCAACGUCCUGAACGCCACCUACAGGGACUACAUCGAGAUCAUCCUGGAGAAUCCCGAGAGGAGCAUUCAGUGCUACCAUUUGGACGGCUACUCCUUCUUCGCCGCCGGGAUGGGACACGGGAAGUGGACGCCGGCGAGCCGGAGGACCUACAAUCUUCUGGACGCGGUGAGCCGGCACACGAUACAGGUGUACCCGAGGUCGUGGUCAGCGAUCAUGCUGACGUUCGACAACGCGGGGAUGUGGAGCCUGCGGUCGGAGCUGUGGGAGCGGCAUUACCUGGGGCAGCAGCUCUACAUCAGCGUGGUGUCGCCGGCGAGGUCCCUGCGGGAUGAAUACAACAUGCCCGACAACACGCUGCUCUGCGGCGACGUCGUCGGCCUCCCGAAGCCACCGUCCUACGUCUAAAGCGAACGCGAGGCCGGCGGGGAUAAGCCUUCCUUCCUCUUCGUCUGUGGACAGGGACAACACAUAUGAUCGUAAUGGUGUUUGUACUAAUCGAGAGGGAGGGAAGGGGGAAAGAUCCGAGAGACUAAUUUGCCUGUUCUUUUGUGACAUUUUCUUCUCUCGAUUGGCUUGGUUCUUCUAAUACUAUAACAACGCUUGCUCGAUCUUAC